AUUCCGCGGUCCCUGACAUGCAUGGUCCCUGAAAUACGGCGGUGAACGUGGUCCGAAUUCAACGUGGAAGGCUGCAUCGCGGAGAAACCCGUGUAUAAGUACCGGCUUGCAUGAGUGCGCUGCUGCGAGAUUCUUGCUAGGAGAACUGUAUUAGUAAGUGCAUCGCACGCAGGAUUUACCGAUGUCGGCGUGUGUUGAAGACGUGGCCCGUCUUUCUGUGAACGACUGCGGCGAUCAGGCGGACGCCAACGCCGAUGAAGACGUGGUUAAUCCGUGGAAUGUUGUCAGCGCGUCGGCGACUGGAAUCGACUACGACAAGCUGAUCGUGAAGUUUGGCUCGUCGAAGGUGACGCAAGAGCUCGUGGACAGGAUCGAGAACCUUACGGGGAAGAAAGCGCAUCACUUUCUUCGGAGAGGUGUUUUCUUUUCGCACAGGGAGCUAAACGAGAUUCUAAACGCUUACGAGCAAAAGAAACCAUUCUACCUCUACACGGGAAGGGGACCGUCGUCCGAUGCCCUUCACAUCGGCCACCUCAUUCCCUUCAUCUUCACCAAGUGGCUUCAGGACACCUUCGAUGUCCCGCUGGUAAUCCAGCUCACCGAUGACGAGAAGUUCCUAUGGAAAGACAUGACGGUAGAGGAGGCUGAGAAGAUGGCCCACGAAAACAUGCGAGACAUCAUCGCCUGCGGCUUCGAUCCUGCAAAGACAUUCAUCUUCUCAGACUUUCAGUUCGUGGGGAGGUGUCCCGAGUUCUACAAGAACAUUGUGAGAAUACGGCGAGGUGUCACCUUCAACCAGGUCAAGGGCAUCUUUGGAUUCGGCGACAGCGAUUCUAUCGGCAAAAUUAGCUUCCCAGCUGUCCAGGCCGCGCCGGCGUUGAGUUCGUCUUUCCCGUUCAUCUUUGGAGAGAAGAGCCGUGUUCCCUGCCUCAUUCCCUGUGGAAUCGACCAGGACCCUUACUUCCGAAUGACGCGAGAUGUGGCGCCCAAACUGGGCUAUCCCAAACCUGCACUGCUGCACUCGGUGUUCUUCCCAGCACUGCAAGGGGCUCAGAGCAAGAUGAGUGCCAGUGACCCCAACUCGUCGAUAUUCCUCACUGACACCCCUGCUCAGAUCAAGAACAAGAUCAACAAGUAUGCCUUCUCUGGAGGUGGUGCUACCAUUGAGGAACACAAGGAGAAAGGAGGCAACUGUGAUGUGGACAUAUCGUACCAGUACCUUCGUUUCUUCCUCGAAGAUGAUGAGAAGCUAGAGCAGAUCCGCAAGGAUUACACCAGUGGAGAGUUGCUGACGGGCCACCUGAAGAAGGAGUUGAUCGGCAUCCUGCAGAAGCUGAUUGCUGACCACCAAACCGCCAGGAAAGCUGUCACCGAUGAUGUCAUAGCCAAGUUUACAACUCCAAGGCCACUAGAAGUGAAGCGUCAGUGUUAGAUGCCUUGCUGUACAGUGACACAUUCUCUCGAACUAACAUCCCAUCGUUAACUCCCUCAUGCGGGACGUUCACAUGGGUAGAAGUUGCCUAGUGAAAUGAGAACUUAUUUUGUAAGGAUUAUCAGCUUAUACCAACGCACAGCCUCGCGUUUUUUGUUGCUGUGGUGAGGAUGACGCUCUUGGGAAGAAACUCCAUCUUGACUCCAGUGACUGUUUUGAAUCCGUGUAUUCAUGCGAAUAGAUUGGGUCACUUUGAAAGAAUGAUCUGGUGUAUACCGUAAUUAUGCUUUUGUAAGAAUUUUGGGUUUCUGCUAAAGUACGGCCACAUUUCUGUUUGUUUGCUCAAGAGUAAAAAAAGAUGUGGCUGAAAAACUCAGUUUUUUACUUGACUGGGAGCAGGUGACUGUUUAAGCUCAGUUGGAAAUGAUGAAAGUCAGAGACUUGAGUGCGUAACGAAGUGCGUGGAGUUUUGUACGCUGUAAUGGCAGGCCUGUGUAAGAGCUCCUUGUUAGUACCAAAGUGAAGUCUUCUUUAUUCGUUUGCCAGAAAGAUAAAGGGGGGGGGGGGUAGAAUUUCCCAGAAAAACUAAUUCUUGGCUCAAGUUUGAGCAGGAGACCAGACAGGGUUGCUUGCUUGGAAAUCCUGAAGGUUUGAAAUUCAGAAAUGGGAUACAUAGUGCAUGAUCAAAGAUUCGUAAUUAUCCUGGGUUUGUGCAAAAGACGGUUUCUUUUAAGGCCAAGGCCUUAUGGGACUUGUUGCGUGAUGACCUUGAGCGAAGCAUGGCUGGCGAUAAAGGUGCUAAAAAAACCUGAAUGUCCUACAUCAUCAGUGACAUCAUGUGGUGACGUCACAGAUCGCCGAAACUUGCGACGUCAUCGUAUGAUGUCAUCACAUGACAUUGUCGAUUGGUCAAAGCUGAGCUGAUCCCAAGGGUAGUGCAAUGCUAUGUGAGGUGCACAACACUUUUGGAGGGGUGGCCAGGGGGGGAGAAACGAUGCAAUCAGCUAAAUAUCAAGGUAACUUAAUAUGUGUCAAUCACACUGCAGCUCGUUAUGUCUGGCAAUAUGUCUUGUUUCUAAUUUUGUAACUUAAUACAUCACCAAGUGUGCACCAGGUUUUCGCCUUCAAGAGUUACUGAGAGUGUAACGUGCCGCCAAACUUUUUAUUUGCCAAGCAGUUAAGACACUCCAUCAUAACUCCAAUGCAACCUGAGAGCCUUAUAAGGUCACUUGAAAAGUGCUGUAAAUGAAGUUUUAAAUGUCACCUAAUGUCCCUAAAUCACAUUAGGCGGCAUGGCUGAAAAAUUCAUGACCUUCAGUUUGUCAUGGUAACCUUGGUGAAAAGGCAGUUUUCUCUUCUCUUCCACCGUGUGGUGCUAGCACGUGAUGGCCUCCCAGUGAUGAAAUAUAUUUUCAAUUUCGGCUAAUUCCAGAUAAUGGAGCUUCUCUUCCGAAACAACAUUUCUGUUCCAGUACACUUUGGGCAACACGAACGUACACAUUUAGAUGUUGCAGAUUUGAAAGCUAACUUUAUCGUAAAUGCAAUUCACUGAUGUGUUACUUUGUUUCUAAGUGUACGUUAAGCAUUCUGGUCUCGCGUGUGAGCAUUGCCUUCUAGAGUCGACAGCUUGCUGAAAAAGAAGCACGUGAAUGUGAACAGCAGUUUUUUUUAUGUGACAUGUGGGUAUUUAUUGCGGAGGCUUGAUAAAUAAAAGCACUUU
Molecule: messenger RNA, 3152 nt
Organism: Rhipicephalus sanguineus (brown dog tick)
Lineage: Eukaryota; Metazoa; Arthropoda; Arachnida; Ixodida; Ixodidae
Gene: TrpRS
Product: tryptophan--tRNA ligase, cytoplasmic
Exons: 8
Coding region: 182-1432 (416 amino acids)
Biological process (GO): tryptophanyl-tRNA aminoacylation
Cellular component (GO): cytoplasm
Molecular function (GO): ATP binding; tryptophan-tRNA ligase activity
Source: RefSeq, a predicted model, not a curated record